GAUAGUUUGCAUGAGUUUUGUUAAAGGAAAUACUUACAAUUUCACGGUUUUAAUCUGCAUUUGUUUUCACAAUUUUUCCAUGGCUCUAAUUUGCCUACACCUUCACAGUUUGACGUUUUUCGCUCUGUAUUUCAUUAUUGCUCAUUCUGGUCAGGCAACUGUGAACAACAAAUGUAUUAGAGCCUCAAGCAAAAUUUACCAUCACUAUGAUACUGCUACAGAUACAGUCUUCAACGUGUUAGAUUAUGGUGCAGUGGGAGAUGGACAGCAUGAUGAUUCUAAGGCAUUUGGACAGGCAUGGGAGGCAGCUUGUAAGACAUCAUCUGCAACUUUGCUUGUGCCAAGCAAUAAAACAUUUCUUGUUAACAAUUUAGCUUUCGAGGGACAGUGUGAGCCUGGCCUUGUUUUUCAGGUAGAUGGAAUGAUAAUUGCUCCUGAAGAUCCAGAGGCUUGGGAAAGCAAAGAUGUGUGGUUGCUAUUCGAGCAUCUUAAUCAAUUUACUCUUACAGGCAAUGGCGUCAUUGAUGGUCAAGGAAGUAAGUGGUGGGAUAACCACUCAAAACAGAGUGCUUCUGACGAUCGCCCAACGGCAAUUCAUUUUAAUGGCUGCACUGAACUGGCAAUAAAUGGAUUGCACGUAUCAAAUAGUCCUAGAAUCCACUUCGCAUUGUCUGAGUGUGACAGGGUCCAAAUGGUGGGUGUUGAAAUAAUGGCACCAGAAGAUAGUCCCAACACUGAUGGAAUUGAUGUGUUUACCUCCAGAAACAUUGUGAUAGAAGACUGUAUAAUUGGAACAGGGGAUGACUGCAUCGCCAUAGGGAAUGGGGCUUUGGAUAUCGUAAUAAAAGAUGUCACAUGCGGUCCUGGGCAUGGAAUAAGUAUUGGAAGCCUAGGGAAAGAUGAUUCAGAAUCAGAGGUCCGCUCUGUACAAGUUGAUGGGGCCAUAUUCAAAGAAACACAGAAUGGAUUAAGAAUCAAAACGUGGCAGGGAGGUUCAGGCAUGGCAAGGGAUAUAAUCUUCGGGAAUGUUCAAAUGGUAAAUGCAGAGAACCCAAUAAUAAUCGACCAAUACUACUGUGAUUCCCCGGAUCCAUGCCAAACUCAGAGCUCAGCUGUGCAAGUGAGUAAUGUAACAUACAAGAGCAUUAGUGGAACAUCAGCCUCACAAGCAGCAAUUAAACUUGACUGUAGCCACAGCAACCCCUGCAAAAGCAUAACUUUGAGCGAUGUAUCUUUGACACUGCCCUCUGGGGAUGAAGCCACAUCUGAAUGCCAAAAUGCACAGGGACAAAGCAUUGGGACUGUAAACCCUUCCGGUUGUUUCUCUUCUGUUUAAACAUCGCACAAUUUUACUAACAAAUAGUUAAAAGAUAGUUUUACACUUCAUACAACUCAAUUAAUUCAUUUGUAUAUCUGGCUUCAAAUGACAUAA
Molecule: messenger RNA, 1432 nt
Organism: Cryptomeria japonica (Japanese cedar)
Lineage: Eukaryota; Viridiplantae; Streptophyta; Pinopsida; Cupressales; Cupressaceae
Product: polygalacturonase-like
Exons: 9
Coding region: 11-1336 (441 amino acids)
Biological process (GO): carbohydrate metabolic process
Molecular function (GO): polygalacturonase activity
Source: RefSeq, a predicted model, not a curated record